GUGAAUGCCGUAAACAAUCGUUUCAGUCUGAAUCGUCUAAUUGGAGUACUGAUAAUUGACAACUAUCAAUACUAAGAGCUUGCUGCUCUUUUUUUUAAUUAACAAUGUGAAAUUACGCCAAUGAUUCGAUCAAGUGACUGAGUUUCUAUGGGAUGAAGAUGAUAAAAGGCUGUGGCCCAGGAAGACGGUUAUGAAAGGAUUAUUUUUGUGUGGACAAGUGACACACUGACUGGUAUAAUCGCAUAAUUUAUUGAUAAAAGAUGUAUUCUAAAAACCGACGACGAGAUUACACGAAUGCAAGGAGGAGCUCUCUGCAAGUGAACCUGAGUUUCGUCUCAAAUUCAUCAGACACCAGUGACACAGAGGUUAAGAACAUAAAUGAUAAACAGGAGAUCCUUGACGACAACAUGAGAAAAUUGAGGGAAGCAAUUCUUCAUAAAACUCGAGAGUUAUUCGAUAAUCAAAAUGUCUUGUGCAAGAAGACAGCGACGGUUCUAGGGGGUUUAGAGGAUGAUCAGAAUGAUCAGAAUGACCAGAAUGACCAGAAUCAGUCAAAUAGUCAAGAGAAAAAUGAAAGAGUUUCCCUGGUUCUCGGUGAGAAUGACUCGAAUGAUUGCCUCCCAAAAUCAUCGAUCAUCAGUGAAAAAGGACCCAGUGGGAGUCCUGUCGUGAGCAGCAGCAAUAAAAAAUUCACUUCAGUUAUCUUCUCCCCCCGGAAAACCAGAUCAUCUCAUUUGGCAAAUAAAGACGGAAUAAUCAUGGAAAAACCGAUAAAAUCCUCGACUUUCAUAACUGAUAACUCCACUGCGAUCAGUUGUCCAGAGAUUGGAACUAGUAAUUUAGAAUGUAUCACUCCAAAAUCAUCAAAACCAGUGAUAAGGGACGUGACAACGUGUCAUGUAUCUCUUGAUAAGAUUGAUGGGUACGAGAGAAUAAAUCGCACUAGAAAUCUGAAGGAGAUUCCCAUGGAGUUGACUCCAACAGUGGGAAACCCCAUGCCGGUAACUAAAAUUAGUGCGGAGGCCAUGAAUCCCCUGGAAAAGCUUUUGCAGAGGAAUAAUGAAAGUCUUCGGAGUAUUAGGGCAUCUCUGGAGGUGAGAACUUCGGUGGAUCCACUUGUCAAUGACUCGGCGAUGAGUCAGUCCAGGCCUCGUCAGUUAGUAUUCAAGGAGAGGAACAGUAUUUCGAAGAGAAAGAGCCUCUCCUUGAGUAAAUCGGAUAGUUCUGUUAAAAUAAUUCACCCAGCGUUGAGUGAAUCGAGCACGAGUGGACGUGAUCGUUUGUCAAUGGACGUUAAUACUUCCCUGGGGUCUAGGCGGUCAAUCAAUGUGAGUGUCGUCGAGAGUACGCCUUAUCCCGUCACUCGUUCGAUGAUGAUGAAGACUCACUCCAGGCUUAUAACUCUCUCGGAGAAAAAAUCAACUGACUCUCCUGAAACACUCAAGAAUUCUAUCACAUCGAAAUCCUUAAAUCCAGAACCAGUGCCAUCACCAUUGUCCCCCCGAUUAGAAGAUACGAUUGUCCUCGCUACCCCGCAUCCCCUCAAAGGGCCAAUAAUAAAGGACUCAGACGAGAGUGAGGUUGAAUCGGAUAAUCCCAGACAGCGAGAAAGUCCCCUGGAAGACUCCUCAGACGACGAGCGAAGCGAGAAAGAGGACAAUGUCUCACCUAGAAAAAAACAAUGCAAAAGGAGAAAGUUAUUUACCCAACUAAAUAACUCUGGGUUGGUAUCAUUGAGUCCAAUGGAGAGAGCAGAGCCUUCGCCGAAGCCGAAAACUCCAGUGAUAGAAGGAAAGAGGAGAAGAAAGAUCCCGAAAAUACUGAUCCACAAAAAUACUCAGAAGGAAGGAACAGAUACUGAGAAAACCGAGGUGAUUAAACACCGCGUAACACUUCCAAAGCCCGAGAAGAAGACGAAGAAGAGAAAAAUAACGAGCAAGAAGAUAGUAAUAAAGAAGAAAUUGAAUCCAGAUGUAGUGCGUCUGUUGAAGGAGGUUGAAGGUGAAGCCCUCGAUAAUUCAGAGCACAGCAGAGACUCGUUGAACGACUUCACAGACAGUAAACGAGUAGCCACAAAGGGCAGACACCACACCAAGCGCAUCUACAUAGUUACAACAGGCUUGUGCAAUGGUGACAAGGAUCUGGUGAAGGCUGCUGUGAAGAAAAUAGGAGGUGCCAGGAUAGAGACGUCAGUCACUCGUCAAACAACACACAUAAUCACAACUGGAGUGCGUACGAUAAAUCUCUUGAGGGGUAUCAUCAGGGGCUGCUGGCUCGUCAGUAUCCUGUGGCUCAAGAAAUCUAUCGAGGCGAGGAACUGGCAGAGCCCUGAGCGCUACGAGAUCGAUCACUUCUCUAAGGCUGUACAGGAGAACAGAAGGGACAGGGAGAUAUUCGGUAGGUCGUAUGUACCAGAGUUAUUUGCAACCUGUGGAUUGAUUUACAUCGACAGUUCCACGACACCACCCCCAGAGAUACUGAAAGAGUUGAUAAAAACAGCAGGGGGGACGGUCAUCGAGAGCCCCCGCAAGGCCAAAAUCAUUGUUGGAUCGAAGGGACUCCGAGAGAUCUGGAUUUUGGAUUCAAUAACCACCGGUGAACUACAGCCACUUGACGAUUAUCGUCGUCAUUAAUUGGACAUAUAAAAAAAUAUUUAUUUUAUUUUUUCCUAGUAAUUGAAGUUGGCUUUACAGAUGAAUUGUGUGAAUACAGAUCAUUGGAUAUAUUUAGAUAA
Messenger RNA from Fopius arisanus, 2734 nucleotides. RefSeq lists its product as uncharacterized. The record is from RefSeq and is a predicted model, not a curated record. Gene Ontology annotation, biological process: mitotic cell cycle. The transcript is spliced from 2 exons. Lineage: Eukaryota; Metazoa; Arthropoda; Insecta; Hymenoptera; Braconidae. Bases 261 to 2633 code for a protein of 790 amino acids.